AUGCCAGAAGUCAGAUUCCAACCCAGCCGCUGUCUCGUGCGUCUCGACGGGAUGUUCGGGUACCUUUUCCGGGCUAUGAAGUCGCAUGGCCGUAUCUAUGGCAUGGCCAUAUCCCUGAACCGAAGACCCUCUCAUAUGAUGGGUAUUGUUCGCACUGGCCGGACGCCGUUAUCUUAUGCCGCUGGGAAUGGGGACCUGAGUAGCCUCAACCUGCUACUCCGCGAAGGGGCCAACGUCGACUCGAAAGACUCGGCUGCCGGACGCCGCUAUCAUAUGCCGCUAAGAAUGGGCAUGAGGGCAUCCUUAAUCUCCUACUACUCCUUAAUAGACAUCCCGUUGCCGCCAUUUCAUGCCGAGGGGAACAGGCUCAAGGGCGGCCCCAAGUUAAUUCUCCGAUGUAGGGCCGUGCACGUCAACAUACAAGACAAAGCUGGCCGCCGCUAUCGUAUGCCGCUGGAAACGGUCAUGAGGGCAGCCUCAAGCGUCUACUCCAGAGGGCCGACAUUGACUUCAACUCAAAAGACAAGGCUGGCCACACUCCGCUAUCGCAUGCUACUGUGA
Pseudogymnoascus destructans is the source of this 561-nucleotide messenger RNA. RefSeq lists its product as uncharacterized. Gene Ontology annotation, molecular function: protein binding. The record is from RefSeq and is a predicted model, not a curated record. The transcript is spliced from 2 exons. The coding region runs from base 1 to 561 and encodes 186 amino acids. NCBI's taxonomy places the organism in Eukaryota, Fungi, Ascomycota, Leotiomycetes, Thelebolales, Thelebolaceae.